AUGGACAUCGCCAACAACUGGGGAAAGACUUUGCCCGAGCGGGCUCUGAUUAAUCUCCCUGAGCACAUCAAGGAUCGAUACCCAAAGAUCAAGUGGUUCGGAAUCGAAAUUGAAAAUAGGGCUGCUCGCAAAACGGUCGAUGACAUUCUCAAACUGCUUCCCGAGAAUGAGAUUCAGUGUGUAUGCAUGAAGGGCAACCGUUCUCCGGUUAUUUGGUAG
Messenger RNA from Penicillium cataractarum, 219 nucleotides. RefSeq lists its product as uncharacterized. The transcript is spliced from 2 exons. NCBI's taxonomy places the organism in Eukaryota, Fungi, Ascomycota, Eurotiomycetes, Eurotiales, Aspergillaceae. Bases 1 to 219 code for a protein of 72 amino acids. The record is from RefSeq and is a predicted model, not a curated record.